Molecule: messenger RNA, 2592 nt
Organism: Arabidopsis thaliana (thale cress)
Lineage: Eukaryota; Viridiplantae; Streptophyta; Magnoliopsida; Brassicales; Brassicaceae
Product: Mannose-binding lectin superfamily protein
Exons: 4
Coding region: 205-2397 (730 amino acids)
Molecular function (GO): carbohydrate binding
Source: RefSeq, marked reviewed
CUCGCUCUCUCUUCUCUAUCUAAUUUCGAUUUUUCUUGAAUAUUUUUAUCCAUCCCCAAAUUCUGUGAUAUCCCCUACUAAAGUUUAAGUAUGUAAUAAACUUUCAAGCAUUUAUGAACAAAUCAAUUCUGUGGCUAUGUUGAUAUCAGUUGCACACACAUAAUAAGCUAUAACUAAGAUAUCAAACGGAAUUCAACGGCCACGAUGUCUUGGGAUGACGGAAAACACACGAAGGUGAAGAGAGUUCAGCUUACGUUCGAUGAUGUCAUCCGAUCUAUCGAGGUCGAAUACGACGGAACCUCCCUUAAGUCCCAGCCACGUGGCACCGCUGGCACCAAAAUUGACGGAUUUACACUGAGCUCUGAUGAGUAUAUAACGGAGGUGAAUGGUUACUACAAAACUACGUUUUCGGGAGAAGUCAUAACGUCGUUGACGUUCAAGACGAACAAAAGGACAUAUGGGACUUACGGAAAUAAAACCAGUAGCUACUUUUCUGUUGCCGCACCCAAAGAUAACCAGAUUGUCGGUUUUCUUGGAAGUAGCAGCCAUGCUCUCAACUCCAUCGACGCUCAUUUUGCCCCUGCUCCUCCUCCUGGUAGCACCGGAGCUAAGCCCGGUGCUAGUGGCAUCGGAAGUGAUUCUGGUAGCAUUGGUAGUGCCGGAACUAACCCUGGUGCUGAUGGCACCAGAGAAACCGAAAAAAACGCUGGUGGCUCAAAACCUAGUAGUGGUAGUGCCGGAACUAACCCUGGUGCUAGUGCUGUUGGCAACGGAGAAACCGAAAAAAAUGCUGGUGGCUCAAAACCUAGCAGUGGUAGUGCUGGAACUAACCCUGGUGCUAGUGCUGGUGGCAACGGAGAAACCGAAAAAAACGUUGGUGGCUCAAAACCUAGCAGUGGUAAAGCCGGAACUAACCCUGGUGCUAAUGCUGGUGGCAACGGAGGAACCGAAAAAAACGCUGGUGGCUCAAAAUCUAGCAGUGGUAGUGCUCGAACUAACCCUGGUGCUAGUGCUGGUGGCAACGGAGAAACUGUUUCCAACAUUGGAGAUACGGAAAGUAACGCUGGUGGCUCGAAAAGUAAUGAUGGUGCUAACAAUGGUGCUAGUGGCAUUGAAAGUAAUGCUGGUAGCACUGGAACUAACUUUGGUGCUGGUGGCACCGGGGGAAUUGGAGAUACGGAAAGUGAUGCUGGUGGCUCCAAAACUAACUCUGGAAACGGCGGAACUAACGAUGGUGCUAGUGGUAUUGGAAGUAAUGAUGGUAGCACUGGAACUAACCCUGGUGCUGGUGGAGGAACAGAUUCAAACAUCGAAGGUACUGAAAAUAACGUUGGUGGCAAGGAAACUAACCCUGGUGCUAGUGGCAUUGGAAAUAGUGAUGGUAGCACUGGAACUAGCCCCGAAGGUACCGAAAGUAACGCUGACGGCACAAAAACUAACACGGGAGGCAAAGAAUCUAACACCGGAAGUGAAUCCAACACCAAUUCUAGUCCACAAAAGUUGGAAGCACAAGGAGGCAAUGGAGGAAAUCAAUGGGACGACGGAACCGAUCAUGAUGGUGUGAUGAAGAUACAUGUUGCAGUUGGUGGUCUAGGAAUUGAGCAAAUUAGAUUUGAUUAUGUCAAGAACGGACAGUUGAAGGAAGGACCCUUCCACGGUGUCAAAGGAAGAGGUGGCACUUCAACGAUUGAGAUUAGCCAUCCGGACGAGUAUCUUGUUUCCGUCGAGGGGUUGUACGACUCUUCCAAUAUCAUUCAAGGAAUCCAGUUUCAAUCCAACAAACACACUUCUCAGUACUUUGGAUAUGAAUAUUAUGGAGAUGGUACACAAUUUUCACUUCAAGUUAAUGAAAAGAAGAUCAUUGGUUUCCAUGGUUUUGCCGACUCACACCUUAAUUCUCUUGGAGCUUAUUUCGUUCCAAUCUCAUCCUCUUCUUCCUCCUUGACUCCUCCUCCCAACAAAGUUAAAGCUCAAGGAGGAAGUUAUGGAGAAACAUUUGACGAUGGUGCUUUCGAUCAUGUAAGAAAGGUUUAUGUUGGUCAAGGUGAUUCUGGUGUAGCUUAUGUCAAGUUCGAUUAUGAAAAAGACGGUAAAAAGGAGACACAAGAACAUGGAAAAAUGACAUUGUCAGGAACAGAGGAGUUUGAGGUUGAUUCAGACGAUUACAUAACAUCAAUGGAGGUUUAUGUCGACAAAGUCUACGGUUAUAAAAGCGAAAUCGUCAUUGCUCUUACCUUCAAGACCUUUAAGGGUGAAACUUCUCCACGUUUUGGAAUAGAGACUGAGAAUAAAUAUGAAGUUAAAGACGGUAAAGGAGGAAAACUUGCUGGUUUCCAUGGAAAAGCUAGCGAUGUUCUUUAUGCUAUUGGUGCUUAUUUCAUUCCAGCAGCAAAUUAGAGAGUUUUUGAGUUUCAUUCUCUCUUGAUUACGUACGUAUACUAAGUUCUUGCUUAGGAAUUUGUCACUCGAAGUUUGAAUAAUUAAGCUUUUUAGCUUUUACUAUGUUUAGAUAUAUUUUAAGUUAUCAUGUGAUGUUUCUACUUUGAUGGUGUGUUGUACUUGUCAAUAGUAAUAAAGGAUCUUUGUUUUCAA